Molecule: messenger RNA, 1276 nt
Organism: Amyelois transitella
Lineage: Eukaryota; Metazoa; Arthropoda; Insecta; Lepidoptera; Pyralidae
Gene: CSN5
Product: COP9 signalosome complex subunit 5
Exons: 6
Coding region: 111-1205 (364 amino acids)
Biological process (GO): protein deneddylation
Cellular component (GO): COP9 signalosome; cytoplasm
Molecular function (GO): protein binding; metallopeptidase activity; deNEDDylase activity
Source: RefSeq, a predicted model, not a curated record
AUCUGUCACUCGUUCGAAGGUAUUUCGUUCGUUCGGGAGUUCGGUGAUUUUGUUUGGUUUCGUGAUUUUAUGCAUUUCACGAAUUUCUACCUAUUACGAAAUUAAUUUUUAUGGCUUACAACCGUUCUUCUUCUUCAUCUCCCGAAAUAACUUUUAACGAAAUAAAAAUGGCAUCCACAAGCGCUAAUUCUCAGAUGACGAUAGCUCAGAAGACAUGGACGAUGGCGAACAAUAUCGAAACAGUGUCCAAUGUUGAUGAUAUUUAUCGUUACGAUAAGAAACAACAGCAGGAUAUCCUUGCGGCGAAACCAUGGGAAAAAGAUCCUCACUUCUUCAAAGACAUAAAGAUAUCAGCACUAGCUUUGCUGAAGAUGGUGAUGCAUGCGCGUUCUGGAGGUACCUUGGAAGUCAUGGGAUUACUACUGGGCAAAGUUGAUGCAAACACUAUGAUUGUUAUGGAUUCCUUUGCUCUCCCCGUUGAAGGUACAGAAACUCGUGUAAAUGCACAAGCACAGGCAUAUGAAUAUAUGACAGCUUACAUUGAAGCAGCUAAGCAGGUUGGCCGCCAUGAAAAUGCAAUUGGCUGGUAUCACAGUCACCCAGGGUAUGGUUGCUGGCUCUCCGGCAUUGAUGUCUCCACGCAGAUGCUGAAUCAAAACUUCCAGGAGCCAUUUGUAGCUAUUGUCAUUGACCCAGUUAGGACCAUCUCUGCAGGGAAAGUGUGCCUUGGUGCUUUCAGAACUUACCCAAAGGGCUACAAACCAGCAAAUGAGGAGCCUUCAGAAUACCAAACUAUCCCUCUUAAUAAGAUCGAAGACUUUGGUGUCCAUUGCAAGCAAUAUUACUCUCUAGAAGUUUCCUACUUCAAGUCGUCUUUGGACCGGAGGCUGCUGGAUUCACUAUGGAACAAAUAUUGGGUGAACACGCUUAGCAGUUCCAGUCUCAUCACCAAUGCAGAUUACACCACAGGCCAGAUAUUUGAUUUGUCCGACAAGUUGGAACAGAGUGAAGUGUCUUUGGGCCGAGGCGGUUUCGUCACCGAUUCUCACGAGAAACGCACCGAAGAUAAGCUGAUGAAGGCCACAAAAGACGCGUGCAAGACCACCAUUGAGGUGAUCCACGGUCUCAUGGCGCAGAUGAUAAAAGACCGCCUCUUCAACGGAGUUAGCGGACGCCCCGCCCCGCCCACGCCUAUGAUCGAGUGAAUGCGAAUGUUAUGUGCUACUGAAUAAGUCUUUGUAUACCUAAUCUUAAAUAAAAAUACUGAUAUCUUGCA